AUGUCGAACAUCAGUAAGGCCUGCUGCUCCAUCCCGCCCGUUGUCACCAAGGGUUACAGCCCCAAGGGAGAGUACAAGACCAUCGCUGGCUUGAAGACAUACGUGACUGGCCCCGAGUCUGCUUCCAAGGCCAUCUUGGUGAUCUACGAUAUCUUUGGCUUCUUCGAACAGACUCUCCAGGGAGCCGAUAUACUCGCCAACUCCGACGCAGAGAAGAAGUACAGGGUGUUCAUCCCUGACUUCUUUGAGGGUAGCCCUGCGGACAUCUCGUGGUACCCCCCGCAGACUGAAGAACACAAGCAGAAACUGGGAGAGUUCUUCUCCACCAAGGCUGCUCCUCCGAAGAUACUCUCUAAGAUCCCUGAAAUUGUAGCGGAGGCUAACAAGCUGGCCCCCAGCGGCGGCAAGUUCGAAUCCUGGGGUAUUCUGGGUUUCUGCUGGGGAGGAAAGAUCGCGAGUCUGACAGCAGGCAAGGAUGAGAAGCUGUUCAAGGCUGCAGCACAGGCCCACCCGGCCAUGGUAGACCCGAACGACGCGAAGCAGGUAAAGGUGCCGAUGGCGUUGCUGGCAUCGAAGGACGAGCCUGUCGACGAUGUCAAGGCCUACAAGGAGAACUUGACUGUUCCCAAACUUGUCGAUACUUUCCCCACUCAAAUCCACGGCUGGAUGGCUGCUCGUUCUAACCUUCAGGACCCGGAAGUCGUGAAGGAGUAUGAGAGGGGUUACAAGACCGUUCUGAGCUUCUUCCACGAGCACCUGUAG
Paecilomyces variotii is the source of this 762-nucleotide messenger RNA. RefSeq names its product Alpha/Beta hydrolase protein. Bases 1 to 762 code for a protein of 253 amino acids. Gene Ontology annotation, molecular function: hydrolase activity. Lineage: Eukaryota; Fungi; Ascomycota; Eurotiomycetes; Eurotiales; Thermoascaceae. The transcript is spliced from 4 exons. The record is from RefSeq and is a predicted model, not a curated record.